Messenger RNA from Chaetomium fimeti, 2978 nucleotides. Its product is annotated as kinase-like domain-containing protein. Gene Ontology annotation, molecular function: protein tyrosine kinase activity; protein serine/threonine kinase activity; ATP binding. The record is from RefSeq and is a predicted model, not a curated record. The transcript is spliced from 5 exons. Gene Ontology annotation, cellular component: nucleus; cytoplasm. Gene Ontology annotation, biological process: peptidyl-threonine phosphorylation; peptidyl-serine phosphorylation. The coding region runs from base 165 to 2855 and encodes 896 amino acids. NCBI's taxonomy places the organism in Eukaryota, Fungi, Ascomycota, Sordariomycetes, Sordariales, Chaetomiaceae.
GACCCGCUUUCUGGCUGGGAGCGGGUCCCCCUCCCCUCCGCACCAGAGCCCAAGGACUCCAAACUCAUUUACCCUGCUUUGCUGCGACACAUACAACAAAACACCAUCACAACACGUAAUCCGCGAACCUUGUCGUCCCGCUGUUUCCAGAAGCAGCAGCAGCCAUGGAGCAAUGGCAGGCGUACAACGACCCUGCCAGCGCCGGCGGCCAGCGACGAUACAAUGGAAGCACUGGCAACCAAAUGUCGCCGCGGGACUUUGGUAACAGCGGCCAGAACCCGGCGCAACAGCCCCCGGCGGGCUUCAAGUACGACAACUACCAGGGCGGCCUAAAUCCGCACCAGACGCCGCCGUCGGCAACGUCGCCUAUGGCGAGCCCGCUUCUGCACGACGGUAACGGCGACGUUUCGAUGCAAGAUUCCCAUGAUUCCUACGCCGGCCUGAACUCCAGCGCCAAGUACCCGAUGCGGCCCCUUCACCAACAACACCCCUCGAGCGGUCGCGCCGCCAACCUCCAGCAAGAACCUUCUGCCGCCGCGCAGCGAUACUCGCCCAUGGAGGUUUUGUCGCCUACGUCGCCUUACGGCCCCAAGUCUGGCAGCGCAAGCCAGUUUUCGCAGCAGCCCGCGCAACGGCAAUCGCCCACGCGCUCGUCAGACUAUGCCCCGCAGCAGAGCCCUUAUUACAACACCCGACAAGCCGCUCCCCAGCUGCCGCCCAUCAACCCAUACGGUGGCAGCCAGGAUUCCUACUCCCCGUCGGCCAUGACUCCCAUGGACGGCUCCUAUGUCGAUCCCAAAUCGCCCAAGCGUGCCCCGCAGCAGCCGACAAUGCAAGACAGGGGUCCUGUGCCUGAGUUCAAGCGCAUCCGAGCUCCGACAGAUCUUAAACCCAAGGUCAACAGCCAACCAGCAUUUCGACGAGCCAACCCCGAAGGUGGUUUCCUCAGCCCGCUCCAAGCGCUCACCGUGCAGCUCCCGGCCACGUACCGAAUCUGCAACCCCGGUUUCAAGUACGAGUCGUCGCGUAACCCUCGCCGUGUCUUGACGAAGCCGAGCAAGGGCUUGAAGAACGAUGGCUUUGAUAAUGAAGAUAGCGAUUACAUCCUCUACGUCAACGACAUCCUUGGCUCUGAGGAGGCUGGACACAAGAACCGAUAUUUGAUCCUGGAUGUUCUCGGCCAGGGUACUUUUGGCCAGGUCGUGAAGUGCCAGAACAUGAAGACCCAGGAGGUUGUCGCUGUCAAGGUCAUCAAGAACCGCACCGCAUACUUCAACCAGAGCAUGAUGGAGGUGUCUGUCUUGGAUUUGCUCAACACCAAGCUGGACAAGAACGACGACCACCAUCUCCUACGGCUCAAGGACACGUUUAUUCACAGACAACAUCUGUGCUUGGUGUUUGAGCUGCUCAGUGUGAACUUGUACGAGCUUAUCAAGCAGAACCAGUUCCGGGGUCUCAGCACAACCCUCGUUCGCGUUUUUGCUCAGCAGCUCUUGAACGGGUUGGCGUUGCUCAACAAGGCGAGGUUGAUCCACUGUGAUCUGAAACCAGAGAACAUUCUCCUCAAGAAUCUCGAGAGCCCGAUCAUCAAGAUUAUCGAUUUCGGUUCCGCAUGCGACGAGCGGCAAACAGUUUACACAUACAUCCAGUCCAGGUUCUAUCGGUCACCUGAGGUCCUCCUCGGCCUACCCUAUUCUUCGGCUAUCGAUAUGUGGUCGCUGGGGUGCAUCGUCGUCGAACUGUUCCUUGGCCUACCCUUAUUCCCAGGCUCUUCCGAAUACAACCAGGUCUCUCGAAUUGUCGAGAUGCUCGGAAACCCCCCAAAUUGGAUGAUCGAGAUGGGCAAGCAAGCCGGCGAGUUCUUCGAGAAAAGGCAGGACGAAUUCGGCAGGCGGACCUACCACUUGAAGAGCAUGGAGCAGUACUCGCGGGAACGCGGCACAAAGGAGCAACCCAGCAAGAAGUACUUCCAGGCGAACACGUUGCCCGAGAUUAUCAAAUCAUACCCGAUGCCUCGGAAGAACAUGAAGCAGUCGGAAAUCGAUCGGGAAAUGAAUAAUCGCAUUGCCUUUAUCGACUUUGUCCGGGGUCUGCUGACUAUCAACCCCCUCGAAAGGUGGUCGCCACAGCAGGCAAAGCUGCAUCCUUUCAUCACGCAACAGAAGUACACUGGCCAGUUUGUGCCGCCUAUGAACCUCAAGGCGAGCGCCCUCAACCGAUCACCAGCUCCGGGUACGCAACAACAAAUACAAGCCGAGGCCACGAGCAAGCAAAGGGCCCAGCUAGCUCAAGCCCAAGCGCAGGCAAGCACAGCAGCCCAAGGUGCCUACGGGUCGAUGGGCGCGGUACAGUACCAGCAACAAGGCCACGCACAGCAACCAGCGCCGCUGUACGGGAACAACAACAUGUACACUCCGACCGGCGCGCAGGCAGGGGCGCCGCCCCCGUACAGUGGGCAGCAGGGUGGAUAUGGCCAAAUGGGUAUGGCGCAGCCGCCGGUGCAAAUGCCGCCGGCCAACUACGCGCAAUCCAACAUGUACGCUCAGCAAAACCGGCCCAGGCAGCGCGCCUCUACGAUGGAACAGCAGCAGAGCGGCAUUCCCGCCGCUAUUCAGAGGGUAGCCAGCCACCUCGACCCGACUCAGCCCAUCCGACUCCAGCCCAGUCCGGCGUACUACCCGCCUCCCCCAGAAGGUUUGGCGGGCAUGGACCACCAGACAGCCAGCAGGCAACCAAGGAGAGGGAGCCGAGCGCAACAGGGGGGACGGGGCAACAACCGAGACUUUAUCCGGAAUCUGGAGGCGCGCACGAUGGAGGAGGGAUUCAUGGGCAGUGGCCAAAGCCCUUGGCAUUGAGAUUGGUGUCCGGGGGAGCUGGGAGGGCGGCGGGCUGCGAGUUGGAUACGUAUGAUUUACGCGAGAGACACGAAGCGGGAGAGAAGGGGCAUGAUGUUACGGGUUUCCCAUUGAUGCAAAUUG